ACUCUGUUCUUGGGCCAAGAUGGCGUCUGUCGCAUAGUGCGUUUUUCGCAUAUUCAUUUAUUCAAGAAAAAGCGCUAUUUAAAGUCGGAAUGACCACAAUUGCGGACUUGUUCACAAAGUACAAUUGCACUAAUUGCCAGGAUGAUAUCCAGGGCAUACGUGUGCAUUGUGCUGAGUGCGAAAAUUUCGAUCUGUGCCUGCAAUGCUUCGCUACUGGUGCAGAGAUUGGCGCCCAUCAAAACAAUCACGCAUAUCAGUUCAUGGACACCGGCACUGCCAUAUUGAGCGUGUUCCGCGGCAAAGGCGCCUGGACGGCACGCGAGGAGAUUCGUCUGCUGGAUGCCAUUGAACAGUAUGGCUUUGGAAACUGGGAGGACAUUAGCAAACAUAUUGAAACCAAGUCCGCUGAAGAUGCCAAAGAGGAGUAUGUAAAUAAGUUUGUUAACGGCACCAUUGGCAAGGCCACAUGGACGCCUGCGCAAUUGCAACGACCUAUUCUGAUCGAUCAUACGGAGGAUGAUACUGGGCCCUUGGGCGCCAAUGCACUUGCCCGCCUGCCACCGCUAGAGAUAAGCAACGAGGAAGCGCUUCAACUGGGCUAUAUGCCCAAUCGUGAUAGCUUUGAACGCGAAUAUGAUCCAACUGCUGAACAGUUGAUCUCUACUAUUACAUUCAGCUCAGAGGAUGUGGAAGUUGAUGUCAUGCUAAAGCUGGCGCACGUUGAUAUCUAUACACGUCGCCUUCGGGAGCGUGCACGCCGAAAACGCAUGGUGCGUGACUAUCAACUAGUGUCCAAUUUCUUUCGCAAUCGCAACUAUGCAUUGCAUCCGGGCUUGAGCAAAGAGCAGAAGGAAUUCCGUGAUCGUUUUCGUGUCUUUGCACAGUUCUACUCCUGCAAUGAGUACGAACGCCUGCUGGGCUCACUGGAGCGCGAGAAGGAGCUCCGCAUAAGACAGUCGGAGCUGUAUCGCUAUCGCUAUAAUGGCAUCACCAAGAUCGAUGAUUGCCGGCACUUUGAGCAGCAUGCGGCGGUGGCUACACAUCGUUCAACGGGACCGUAUGGCCAUGGGAAGACAGACAACACACAUCCCUACAAUGGAAGUCAUCGGCCGCUAAGCUCUUCCUUGCACUCCCCUCAAGCGAAUCCCAGAAAGGCCGAACCGUUAAGCGGCGCCGAGGCAAGUUCAAGUUCAAUCGCACCAAGAAGCAUGCACCACAUCGGCGACCCGACCUGCUCCGGCGCAUUAUUGCCCAGCAGAAGCUACUUGGAUAGCUAUCGGACAUCGUCGGCAGCUACGACAACGAUGCUGCCGACGACAAUGACGACGGCGACGGCGGCGGCGAUGGGGCUGAACACGGGCAUGGGUCAGGGGAUGACGUUGGACUCGGCAAUAACAGCGACGGCAGUGACUUCCACGGCUACGAUGACGGCAGCCCAGGCGAACCUGCCACACUCGACAGCAGCAGCGAAGGGCAACCCACAACAUCAGCAGCAGCUGCUGCAAAGCGGCGCAAAAAUGCCGUCGCAGCUAAACGAGGCCGCCGCCGGCAGCAAUAGUGCGACAGAGGAGCAGCAACAGCAGCAGCAGCCGCCCAGUAUGAGCUACAUACUGCGCAGCCAGUUGGAUGAGUUGAAGCGUCUACCAGAGCCGUUGGGCAGCAAUUUGCUCACGCACAACGAGCUGGAUGUUUGCAAAAAGCACAACAUUACGCCCACAACGUAUCUUUCCCUGAAAACGGUAUGCCUAAGCGGUGCUCCAUCUUUGGGUAGUCCCAUGGAAAUCUCGUUGCGCAAGUUUUUUAUCAAAUGCGGCUGGCUGAGCCACUGAACUUUGCGAUGUUACUGUCGUCGUUAUUGCUGUUGUUGCCAUUUCCCUGAAA
Messenger RNA from Drosophila novamexicana, 1881 nucleotides. It is a transcript of the gene Ada2b, whose product is annotated as transcriptional adapter 2B. Gene Ontology annotation, biological process: regulation of transcription by RNA polymerase II; chromatin remodeling. Gene Ontology annotation, molecular function: chromatin binding; transcription coactivator activity; zinc ion binding. The coding region runs from base 90 to 1829 and encodes 579 amino acids. The record is from RefSeq and is a predicted model, not a curated record. Lineage: Eukaryota; Metazoa; Arthropoda; Insecta; Diptera; Drosophilidae. The transcript is spliced from 4 exons. Gene Ontology annotation, cellular component: nucleus; SAGA-type complex.